AUGACGAUAAGUUCAAAAACCCGAUUUCCCCUUUCUCUCCCGGUCAUCGACUUUUCGAGUCGAGAUCUCAAACCAAAAACUCCCGAGUGGGACUCGGUUAGAACCCGAGUCCGAAAAGCCCUAGAAGAGUACGGAUGUUUCGAGGCCUUGUUUGAUGGAGCUUCCACGGAGCUAAGGAAGGCUAUUUUCAAGGCCGCAGAGGAACUUUAUGAUUUACCGUUGGAGACCAAACUGAGCACCAAAGUGAGCACUAAGUCAGGACAAAUUUACAAAGGUUACGGGACAAUUCCGACUAUGCCUUUAUACGAAGUCAUGGGGUUUUACGGUGUAGACAAUCCUGAGGUUGUCGAUGACUUGACUUACAAGCUUUGGCCUCAAGGCAAUAUCACCUUCAGCAAGAAUGUUCAGUCGUUUGCGGAGAAGUUAAUAGAACUAAACGUGAAGGUUAGGACAAUGAUCUUGGAGAGUUUCGGGCUCGAGAAAUACGUAAAGGAUCAUCUUAACUCAGCAACGAACCAGUUUCAAUUAAUCAAAUACAAAGGACUUAGCGAUAAUACAGAAGAGAAGCUAGGUUUCGAUCCUCAUAUCGAUAGACAGUUCCUUACCAUUCUUUCCCAGAACGAUGUAGUAGAUGGCUUGGAAAUCAAAACCAAAGAUGGUGAAGAGUGGAUCAAAUCUAAGCCAUCUCAAGACUCUUCUUUCCUUGUUAUGGCCGGAGCUUCUCUUCAUGUACUACUGAAUGGCGGGGUGUUUCCUCCGCUUCACCGUGUGGUUAUGACCGGGAAAAAAGAUCGGUAUGUGGCUGGACUGUUCUUGCGUCCUAAAGAAGGACUGAUCAUAAAUGCCCCUGAGGAGAUAGUCGAUGAUGAACAUCCUCGUCUCUAUAAGCCUUUUGAUUAUGAAGAUUACGUGAAAUUCACCAACACAUAUACUAAGAAGAGGGAUCUAUCUAAUCUCAAGACUUAUUGUGGCAUUUGA
Molecule: messenger RNA, 978 nt
Organism: Arabis nemorensis
Lineage: Eukaryota; Viridiplantae; Streptophyta; Magnoliopsida; Brassicales; Brassicaceae
Source: the annotation of a GenBank genome assembly